UUAAAGCUUCUAAAGUUCUAUCUAUAUAGUGUUACAAGAUUUUUUUUUUUUCAGCUAAAAUUAUCCUUUGUAGUUACUCCUCCGAAUGCACAGCAGAGUACUUAAGGUCAUGUAUUUCUGAAGUUAGAGGUGUUCUACCUGUUUAGCUUUCUUUUGUCCUUCCCCCUUUCUUUGUACUACUCUUGUCAUCCCUGUCACACUACUUUCAUCAGUUAAUUGCCACGGGAUAUGCUGAAUGGAAGCCAGAGAUGCUCAGUCUUGCAUUGUAGGAGUAGAAACAUAUGUCUGAACUUAUAUGAAUAGCUUUCAGUCCAGCCUGAUCCCUCUCUUCUGCAGCCAAAACCACUGAGCCUUCUGCACCAGAGCCUUUUGUCCUAAGUUGCUCCUGUGCUGCUCCUGAGAGUGUAAUUAUCUUAAUAGGAUUGAGAUGUGAACUGUAGCCUUGUGAUAACAGGCUCCUGGGUUUUAAUGCCACUUGCACAGAAUCCAUGUUUCAUUGUUUUCCUUGAGCUGUACUUGUACUGUACCCAGAAACACCUUGCCACUUAUGAACCUACCUGAAGCCCUCCAUGAGCUCAGCAAAUUUGAAGUCCAAGUAGGAAUUCAUUAUUUUUUGAUUACAUAGCUAAGCUUGCUUAAGAGGAAAUGGGCCAGUCCCUUGAUAAAGGCAAGCCCCUCACGGGAAGGCAGCCCCUGCCAGUCUGGGUAUGGCUUUGCAUUCAGGGUACAGGAUUUUGCUGAAAAAACAGAACUGGCUGGGAAGGUGCCUCAGACAGCAGAGUUACUUAAGCAAACAUUCAGAGUGGAUCAACCACAUUUGAGAAAAUUCAGGCCUAUGAAGAUACAGCAUCUUUAACCUACAGUAUCUACUAUAUUUAAGAAAUCAAGCCAGUCAUGGGACUACUUUAAAGCUACAGGUCUGUAUGAGGGGUGGCCCCUGACUACAGUGGUGGUCCUCCUUCCAGGUGAAGCGACAGAGCAAUUUGCAGCAUAUCAAAUCUUCUAAACCUGAUGAUGACUUGCUGACGUACUGGGUGUGGGAAGCCCUCCCCUCCCGGCUGGCUCUGAGCCGGUGGUGCUGCAGGACGGCUGAGGACAGCCAGGUCUCCUGGUGCAGCUUGUCCCACUGCUUACUCAUUCACAGGUCACAGCGGAGCGGGGCUUCUAAGCAGUGAAGCAGCUUGAGAUUGCCUGAAACGGAUGUGCCUAGGGAGCUGCACAGAUUCCUUCUGGUCUGCAUGAGGAUCCAGCAGCCCAGUUUCUGGAGGGCUCAAGCAUGUGCAGCUCUUGGGUUGUAUUAGCCUUUUGCUGCUUGGGACAGCUGUGUGCAGAUCAAAGCCUGAAGCCUCAGCUUGCAGCCCCUCAGCUUGCUACAAACAAUCCCACUCUUACUACAGUUGCCCUAGAAAAACCUUUCUGUAUGUUUGACAGCUCAUUGCAUCCAAAUAAAUCUUACACCAUCUACUUGUAUGCAAUGAAGGAAACAGCAAGUGCAAUAAGCUCCCUGGUGACUGACAGCAGCGGCAAACCACUCGACAGCACCUUCCAACAAACAAGUGGCGGGCAGCUUGGACCUUACAAAGCUGCCUUGUUUGAUGUACCCAAUUGUGCAUCGCCUCCCAGAUUUGCUGAUGUAGGAGAUGUCAACAAAGUUUCUGAUGUCCUGAAACAAUACCUCUUCAGAGUCGGGGAUGAUGGGACAUGUUUGUAUGACCCAAACUUCCUAGCAGUCUGUAACCCACCUCUUGCACCAGAUACAACAUACAGGUUUAAAUAUGUGUUGCUAGAUAGCACUGAAGGUAUCAUGAAAGACCAAACUCUCUGGUCUGAUCCAAUCAAAACCAGAAGAGUUAAACUUCCCUUGAAAAUUGACACCUGGCCUGGUCGAAGGAGUGGAGACAUGAUUGUCAUUACAUCGAUCCUAAGUGUUCUUGUGUUCCUUCUGCUUGCUGGCUUUCUUGCCUCUGUGUCCUCUGCUGCCAUGGGAUCAAAAGAUUCUUCCACAGAGACAAGGUGCAUGUCUCAGACUAUUCAACAAAGUGAACCGAGACCACAGUUGAGCUCUGAGUGAACAACCUGAUUCAAGUCAAUGGUGGAAAUGCAACUGAAUUGCUAUAUGUGCUAGACCUAAGGGACUGUCUCUUCUACUCAACACUAGUCCAAAAGAAGCUACAGAACACAACCCAGGCAACUGAAGAUGAAUGGCAUACAUGAAAUAAGGACAACUUUUUUGAAGUCUUGCAGUAUGUGAUAUCUUGUCUUGUCCUAAUGAGAUUUGAUUUAGUUAAUUGCCCUGUAUAGAACAUAUCGAAUGCCUGGACUGAAGAAAGAAUCAUCACAAGAUCCUUCAACUUCAGUGGUGUGAUCAGAACUUGUCUAAUACAUGCAUCUCAUCUGGAGUAAGCAUUACUGCAGACCUCUCAUCUGCUUCUCAUGAUCAGAUGAACAUGAUGUAGCCUUUUGUGUCUCAACCUUUCUCUAUAUUAACUGAUGAGGAAUAAAGAAAAACAGGCUGCUUUAGAAAAAGAUGUUCUUAGAGAAAACUAGGGAUUAAAAGGUAGACAACAGGGAGCUACUGCUGCUUCCUCAGGAUUUUAGUGACUAUUUGUGUCAUAAGACUUCCCUUUUUUUCCUUUCCUUCCCUGAAAGAAAGCAAGCAAGUGCCCUGUAUGUAGCAGAGUAAUUCUGAUCUCAAAUACUUAAAUACCCUCAAACAGCUUUGCAGGGAUGAAAGCUAAUAAAACUGCUUCAAAGAAGGUGUGUUCUUUCAGA
This is a messenger RNA of Aquila chrysaetos chrysaetos, 2772 nucleotides long. RefSeq names its product uroplakin 3A (gene UPK3A). The coding region runs from base 1277 to 2071 and encodes 264 amino acids. The transcript is spliced from 11 exons. The record is from RefSeq and is a predicted model, not a curated record. Lineage: Eukaryota; Metazoa; Chordata; Aves; Accipitriformes; Accipitridae.